UAAAAGUAAUGAAGUAUUUCCUAGUUCAGACAGAUAUCUGUCAGCGGGGUGCAGUCUGUAUCAGAGACAUGAGCUCUUUCGAGUUUAACGCUCUUUUGCUGGAGAUUUCGAACCAGCUGUCCUCUGAACAGUUGGAGCAGCUGAAGUUUCUGUGUCGAGACCUGGUCGGGAAGAGAGACCUGGAGAAGACCGACACCGGACGGAGACUGUUCCAGAUCCUGACGGAGAGAGGCCGCCUGGCUCCCGACAACACGGACUACCUGUGCCGGCUUCUUACUCAAAUUCACCGGGACGACAUCGCACACAAAUUAAACUGUUUUGAAAGUCAGCCUGGAUGUCCCGAAGUCCCGGACAAGGCGGAGACAGACAAACUGGAUAUUGCCACCAAUGUGAUCUCAGAGAACCUGGGAAAGAAUUGGCGUAAACUGGGCCGCAAACUGGGUUUGAGCGAAGUUAAGCUGGAGUCCAUCUCCAAGAGACAUCCCACAGAACUAGAUGAGACGGUGAUCGAGCUGCUGAAAGAGUGGAGGAAGAGUCAAAGAGCAGAGGCCCGAACAGAGGAGCUGAUAAAAGCCCUGAGAGCCUGCCAGUUCAACCUGACUGCUGAUAAAGUGGAGAAAAGGCUUGCAGAAAAUCAGAUCAGAGAGUGAGAUUAACUUUGGGGAAUGGAAACAAAAGCUGUGAUUUAAAGAAAUCCAUUUUCAAGAAAGUUAUAUGGACAUCUAUAUGAAAUUAUGCAAAAUCAUCUUUUUUGAUGUGAAUAAAUCGACUUCCUGAUUGAAACGUACACCAGAGAAAGUGUGUUCAAAGGACAGAUAGGAUAUUUCAUUUUUCUAUCUGAAGAUGAAAACAAAGAAAUUAACUUGAUGACAUUCUCAUUUACCAAAUAAUGAUAAUGCAACUGAAAUUGAGACUUCCACAGGUGGUGGUGGACAUAUCAGAAGCUAUUUCUGCCUAUUACAGGAAAUCAUUUUUACACAUUAUAUUAAAAUGUAAAUUGUAUCUAUAUGUGGCAUCUUAAUUCCAACUCAUUUAUUGUAAUCAGUGCCAUUUUUGGACGAAAAAAUAGUUUUUCAGUUUUCUGACAUUGUAAAAAGCAGGUAGAGGUCAAACUAUGAACUGUUUUUUUGACAUUUUCGAGGGAAAAGAUGAUACAGGGACACUUGAUACUGACUCCAAUAUAAUGGCUGUACGUCUGUGUUCAAUGCCACCUCUUAAAAGUCCUGUGAUUUUCAUUAGCAUCCAGCCACUAGAUACAUGAAUGUAGCCUUAUUCACCCUCUGGCAGAGAGUUAAAUGAGAAGAUCAAAACAACUUUGGCAUCUGUUUGUUAAAUAUAAGGAUACGCUGACAGUGGAUUGUUGUUGCUACUAAUUGUAGGCAUUAUGUUUGCUCAGAAGCCAUCAAACUGUUUACACUAAUGAUUGUUUUUUUUAAUGAAAUGAUGAGAAAGUAAAACAAGAUCAAGUGUCUCAUGAAUGUCUCCAGAAUUGAUGUUCUUGCUAUUUCAUUAAACAGCCAAUCAGCUUUUAAUACUUUUAAA
Dicentrarchus labrax (European seabass) is the source of this 1542-nucleotide messenger RNA. RefSeq names its product Fas (tnfrsf6)-associated via death domain (gene fadd). The record is from RefSeq and is a predicted model, not a curated record. Gene Ontology annotation, molecular function: protein binding. The transcript has 2 exons. Gene Ontology annotation, biological process: signal transduction; regulation of apoptotic process. Lineage: Eukaryota; Metazoa; Chordata; Actinopteri; Moronidae. The coding region runs from base 9 to 650 and encodes 213 amino acids.